Molecule: messenger RNA, 7757 nt
Organism: Zalophus californianus (California sea lion)
Lineage: Eukaryota; Metazoa; Chordata; Mammalia; Carnivora; Otariidae
Gene: GPATCH2
Product: G-patch domain containing 2
Exons: 6
Coding region: 320-1450 (376 amino acids)
Molecular function (GO): nucleic acid binding
Source: RefSeq, a predicted model, not a curated record
UCUCGUAUACUCCAUUUUUAUUUCCCACCCCGUUUCAGUUUGCAGAAUACUAGCAGGAAAAUCAAGGAAUUUACGCAGGAAAAAGUUCCUGGGAUUUGCCUCUCUCUUUUCUGUGAGUAGAAGGAGGAGAUUCCAGGCGAGGAAGGCCGGGGGGGGGGAGAAGAGGGAGUGGUUGCUCCCGACAUCCGGUUUCUGCCUCCCGUCUGCUUCCGGAAGCUCAGCUCAAAAUGCUGAACUGCUUCUGGAAGUCGCUGGUACUGUGGUAGUUGGAGUCUGUUCUCGGGCCGGAGCCUCGAGGUCAGGCUCCUGGGUGUCGUUAAUGUUCGGGGCCGCCGGGCGCCAACCGAUCGGAGCUCCAGCCGCCGGGAACAGCUGGCAUUUCAGUCGAACCAUGGAAGAACUGGUUCAUGAUCUUGUCUCUGCAUUGGAGGAGAGCUCAGAGCAAGCUCGAGGUGGAUUUGCUGAAACUGGCGAUCAUUCUCGAAGCAUGUCUUGUCCUCUGAAACGCCAGGCAAGGAAACGGAGAGGGAGAAAACGAAGGUCGUAUAAUGUUCAUCACCCAUGGGAGCCUGGCCACUGCUUAAGUGAAGGCACUGAUUCGAGUUUAGAAGAACCAAGCAAGGACUACAGAGAGAAUCACAAUAAUAAUAAAAAAGAUCAUAGUGACUCUGAUGACCAAAUGUUAGUGGCAAAGCGCAGGCCAUCAUCAAACUUAAAUAAUAAUGUACGAGGAAAAAGACCUCUAUGGCACGAAUCGGAUUUUACUGUGGACAACCUUGGGAACAGAACUCUGCGCAGAAGGAGAAAGGUAAAACGCAUGGCAGUGGACCUCCCACAGGACAUCUCUAACAAACGGACAAUGACCCAGCCCCUUGAAGGUUGUAGAGAUCAGGAGAUGGACAAUGACAGAGCUUACCAAUAUCAAGAGUUUACCAAGAACAAAGUCAAAAAAAGGAAAUUGAAAAUAAUUAGACAAGGGCCAAAAAUCCAAGAUGAAGGAGUAGUUUUAGAAAGUGAGGAAAUAAGCCAGACCAAUAAGGACAAAAUGGACUAUGAAGAGCAAAAAGUUUCAGAUGAACUCAUGAGUGAAAGUGAUUCCAGCAGUCUCAGCAGCACUGAUGCUGGCUUAUUUACCAAUGAUGAGGGAAGACAAGGUGAUGAUGAGCAGAGUGACUGGUUUUAUGAGAAGGAGUCAGGUGGAGCUUGCGGCAUCACUGGAGUUGUACCCUGGUGGGACAAGGAAGACCCUACCGAGCUAGACAAAAAUUUACCAGAUCCUGUCUUUGAAAGUAUCUUAACUGGUUCUUUCCCUCUUAUGUCACAUCCGGGAAGAAGAGGUUUCCAAGCUAGACUCAGUCGCCUUCAUGGAAUGCCUUCUAAGAACUUUAAAAAAUCAGGAGGGACCGCAACUUCAAUGGCUACAAACUGGACCAGUGAGAUUCCCCUAUAAACCAAAUCUUCUAAUGCUAAUAAAUUAGUUACGUUUUGAACAUCUGGGGAAUGACAUUCGAGGGAACCUGGCUCCUGUCCUCUUCCCCUGGAGGAAUAUCACUGAAGUGAGAGCCUCUUUGAUGAAAAGAUGGGGCUGUUUUUGCUGUGGAGGACUGGUAUUCUUCCUUUAGUCAGAAGUGAACCUGGUUGGGGAGGCUUUCUAGGGAUCUAGGCUGGCCCAGGGUGGGUGGAACUACUGUAAAUUUUAUAUAUUUUUCUCUUUUAUGAUUUUUUUUUUACAUUGAAUCCAUUUGUGUAUUACUUGCUUUGCCAAAAUACUAACAAAACCUAGAAAAUGGAAAACUUCCAGAUCUCACAUAAGUAUUCCUUAAUGUUUAUAUUGUGACUGGUUAAGAACUAAUUUUUACAUCUCUGACUGUUGUAAAUAAACAUGAUGCAUUGACAUUUAUGGCUCAUUUUUAGAGAAGUCUUACAUAACCAGCAUUAUUUAAAAUAUCUGCAUUUUACUCAGGGUAUUUUAACAAGGGCUAAGAUGAGUAGUAGGUAAGGUUGAUAAUCUUUACUAGAAUUUCUGUUUUGUUCAGUUUGCUUUCUACUUGGAAAAUCUGCUCUGUAUUGCAAACCCAUUGUAUUUUAUAGUGUAGUGUUCAUUGUACUACAAAAAAGAAUCAUCCUAGUUUUAAAGCUAACUACAGUGAUAACUAGUCUAUGCUAGUAGAAUCAUUUAUUAUUACUUUUUAAAUUAUCUGCUCUGUCUGAUACCUGCAACCACUCAAAAUUAUCAUUUUGGCUUAGAGCUUCUGGAAAUCAUGUGAAAGCUGGUAUUUCAACUAAUACUGUAUGCCUCUGAAUCAUAUUGUCAUGUUUAAAAGUGAGAGCUGCUUGCACACCCUUGGCAGACCAUAUGUGUCACUGUGAGUGUCAGAAAUACUUGCAUGAGCUCAUUUUCACAAGCAGAGGGGAAAAUGUAACAUUUCUAUUGAUGGUAUAAUUUAUAGACACUCUACAACAUUCAGGCCAUUUGAAUUCUUCAAAAUGGUAUGUUAAAAUGAUGAGUAUUUUUUAUUACGUUCCCAUAAUGGAUGAAAACUGUGAUUUAAUACAUGUAUUUUUAUAUUGUUGUAUGGAUUAAUUGUUAAUUCAGCAUUUAAUGGAUAACUUAAAUAUGGUGAUUGGGAAAGAAACUUAAAGUUGACAUUUCUUUUACCUAAAGGUAUUACAAUCUGAAAGAUUUCAGAAAAUGUGUUAAGCAGAAAGCGUGUGACAUCUUUUAGAUUGCUUGUCUAAACUGGAGAGAUUAAAUAUGAUAAAGUGCAACUUUGAGUAUCUUUACCUUUGCAUAUUUAAAGUGAUAUUUUAGAGGUACAAUAAUGUGGUGUUUGGUCAUUGUAAGUAAGCUUUUUUUGUGCUGUGUCCUUUAGAGUAAAAAUUCGUGAUUUUUUUUCUGAAUUACAUAAAUGCUUUUAUUUUAUUUUGUAUAAUGACUGCCUUUUAGAUCUGAAUAAGUCACUUUAAAACCUUGGCCUAUGAACUUUGCCUUACCAAUCAUGAAUCUAGAUGAAUGCUAUCUAGUUCUUGGUUCAGUUUUACCUAUUUUUAUUUUUGGUUCACUGCUUGCUUGAGCAUAGAUGGGAUUUGUAGCCCAUUUUCUAGGCUUAUUGCAAUCUCACUGUGGUAUUUUAUAGAAGCUAUUACAUCUGAUAGGCCAGCUUCAUGGUAUUGAUGAUACAUGGCUUAACCAUAGUAAAAGCUGCCUUCCCUCUCUAAAUUGUAAAAAGGUGAUUAAGUUUCACUUGAUGGAGAAAUACUAUAUGUGUGUGUUUAUCAUCGAACUAGUGCAUUAGGCCAUAAACUGUUUUCCUGGUCUACAUUUUUUUGUAUUCAAAUUUUACUGAAGACAAUGGGCUCCUUCAGGCUUUCUUUCUUUCAAUCCUGAAUUGUCCUUGUUUGGAUUUUUAAGUACUGUAAUUUUUUUUUUUCAAUAAAAUAUCUGACUUGGACAAGAAAGGUAAGAGUUCCAAUUUGUGCUGAUAUUUUUAAAUUCCUCUGCUAAGUUUUGUUGUUGCUGUUGUUGCUCAUGGUGUCCAUAUCAUAUGUAACAGUCUAGUCUUAAAAAUCAUAAUCUCACAAAACAGUCAUAUUUAAACAGUACCCAUGACAUCCAGAAAUAAGAAUUCAAUUUAAUUCCUCAGACUUUCACACUGGAAAGCCAGAUUGCUUUGAAGAGAGAUUAAUUUUCUGAGCAAAGUCAGACACAUGUAGCUACAACCCAUGAAACAGAAUGGCAACGAAAGGUUUCUUUCUCUUACGCAGAUGAGUAGUGACUGCACAGAUAUAGUCAUGACCUUUGAAGGAAAUGACUGAACAAUUUUUCACUGAAAUAUUAAUGGAAACAUUCUUGGGAGUGAAGUUUUCAAUUGGAUUUUUCAUUAUUCACCAUAGUUAUGUUCUCUAAAGUCACCCUGAACACUAAUUAGCAAAUACUGAACAAUUGCUCCUAAGGGAAAUACCAGGUUAGGUUCCUAUGAGCCUCCGGUCAUGACAUUUUUAUCAGUCGAUCAAUACAUAACCUUGUUUUACGUAUCUUUGUGUCUAAAAACACCUUACUUAAUAUAUAUAGUUGAUUCAUUAACAUUAAACUCAUGACCAACAGCACUAUAACCCAUGCCUGAACUAAGCUGAUCUAACGCAAGUAUUUCUCCUCAAGGCACAUCAUGGCUUUCUUAUGCUUAGGAGCCCAUGUCAGCGCUUCAGCCCUGUGCUUGGGGUUCAUUUAAAACAAUGAAUUGCAAAAAACACAAAACUGAAAAAUGUGGCACCAAAUAAACCACAAAAACAACACUUGUUUACAGAGUUAGAGCUGAAACAGGAAUGGGUACUGUUGUCUUUUUUGACCUCAGUGGGGAAUGCACACAUGCACCAGGGGACAAAUUUUUCAAUGCUCCUGAAUGACCCUAGAAGUGCUACAAGGACUGACUUGAGAGUGGGGCAUCUGGCUGGCUCAGUUGGUGGGGCGUGUGACUCUUAAUCUUGGGGGUGUAAGUUCGAGCCCCACGUUGGGUAGAGAGGUGACUUAAAAAUAAAAUUUAAAAAAGAAUUGAUUUGGGGGUUACAGAUACAUGUUAGUGAGUAGGCAAAUUUGUACAUGUGGAACUCUCAAAUAGUAAUGAGGAUUGACUCUAGUUUUGUCAAGGGCAAAGUGGUAUUACAGAUAAGUUGGAGGUUUUGGAGUCUGAACUUGUGAAUCCCCACUCUGGUUCUUCUUUUUACUUUUAAAAACAAAUUGAACCUCAUCUUCUCUUUCUGUUAAAUAGAGACAAUAUUUAAUUUGCAGAAGUGUUGUCAGGAUUAAAUGAGGUUAUUUGUACAUCAUAGGUCCAGAACCAUUUUUGUCGCAUAAUAUAUAUUUAAUAAAUGAUAGUUACUGUUAUUAUUAUUAGAUAUACUAAAUACAGAAUGUCCUGAUUUAGAGAACAUUUGUAUUAUGGGUCAAAAUGCAAAAUAUUAUAAACUUUUCAUACUUUAUAUAUGAUAUGCCUUUAUAUUUAAUAUUUAAAGUGCUUUAUAUUGCAACCUUUUAUAAAGUUUCUUUUAUAUUUCAUAUAUAUUUGAGCCAGUCUUUAUCUUUAAUAGUCUGUGAAGAAUAAUUUCAGGUGAAUUUUAGAUGGACAGCCACUGCAUUAAAUCUCAAACCCUAAUUGCAGAUUAAAAAGCUGUUCUAAAUAACUCUCCCUAACUAACCCUCAAUCAUUAGGCCAUUCAUUUGCAGAAGGACUUACACUGUUUAGGAGGUUUUGGACCAGAGUUACCUAAUUUUUAAAAAUAAUUUUGCCUAUAUACAUGACAGGCGAAUGUAGUAACAGUUCUGAGAAUUUAAUGUUGAAAGAAAUAACUAUUGCUGUACUUCUGUUAGAAUAAAGCACUGAUUUAUUGGAGCGCAGUUAACAAGCCUCUAAUAUUUACCUCUUUUAGGAGAAUUAAGCAAAUGAAAAUUAAUUCUGAGGAAUAUUCUGAGACCAUUAUCCAGGAGAUGCAGAGUGAAUCUCCUGUAUUUCCAGAAUUUUUGCCUCAAGUACAAUUCAGAGUGAAUAAUCCUCAGAAUAAUGAUCCAUCAGAGAUACAUAUUUUGAGAUAUAGCAUUAAUAAAGUGAAUCCAAUUACCCUGACUUAAGCAUAGCAUUUCAGUUAGCCAAGAUAUCCUACCCCUAAGCAUCUUAAUUAAUCAUUGUUCUCUAUAGACAAGAGAUUUUUGAAAAAAAGGUUUUUAAACUGAUGGUCUUAGAACAGGUGUUACAUUUUUCUAAGUUAGCAUUCAAAUUGAGUGGUCGUUGAAAGAUCGGGAAAUAAAUGACUCCAUUUAAAAUAUACUACCUAAAAUCCAACAUUAAUAUUACAUAAGGAAUUGUACCUAAAGGUUGUAAGGUUCUGUUUAAAAAUCUUAUUAUCAUAUCAGUCCAGUUUUUUUUGUAUACAUGAAAUGAGAACAAGUAUAGUGGUGAUGGUGGUGGUUAUUCUGUCAAAGAAAAUGAAUCUGAUUUAAGGGACUAUUUAUUUACAUGUGUUUCUCAAGUUAAAUAUCUGAAAAAAAAUGUGAACAUCAACCCUUAAUCUAAAAUGUCAUGCUGUACAAGUAAGCAUACUGUUAUAUCCACCAAUGAAAUAGCCCUCAAAAUAAUUUAUAUCUGUUUAGAAUCUUGAGUCAUUUCAUUGUGUAAGAGAAGGGAAUAUUGUAUAUAUUUUCCUUCUCUGAAGUAUAUCAUGGAAGACCAGACCAGAUUUCAUGAGUGGCAUAUUGAUAAUGGUAAUGGUACUAUAAUGAUUUACUCUGUCUUGCUCAACCUUUGUUUUAUUGUUUCUUAGGUUACUAGAGUGGGAAUAUUUAGUCUGAUUUACAGCCUUUUACAACAGAAGGGCCCUUUUAAAUGGAUUUGAUUUAAAUAGGGGAACUACAUAAACUUUUCUCUUAGACUAGUCUAAGAAAUUUUAUAAUAGAAAACAAAUCUAAAAUGAUUUUUAAAAAUACACAUGGUGUGUGUCCUCAACUGUAAUCUGGCCAUGUGCUAAUUAUCUGAUAUUUUUCAGUGGAAUUCAAUAACUAAAUGCUUAAUUAUAAUCUCUGAAUUGAUAUUUGUUUUUAUCCUUAAAGCAUUUUUGGCUACUCUGCAGAAUCCAAGAAGAAUAUAUAUUUAGAAUUUUCUUAUAUUCUAAAUAUAUAUCACAUAUAUUCUCAUCUAUUACUGUUUGUUAAUAAUUUAGUUUUUAUCUUAUCUCAGAGUCAGCUUGAGAUCCAGAUUUCAUGCUGGAAAUUAAUACUUUUUUUCUUAGAACUUAUUUUGAGAUAAAGUAGAUUUUGUAUCAUACAGAAGUACUGCUUAGUAGAAUUGUAAUAAAUAUUUCUUCUACAGAAGACAUUUUGAUAGUGUCUCUUGUUUGAUUUAAAAUUCUCUAUUUUUGGUGUCGUUAUUCACCUUACAUUUUACAUAUAAAUUUAAUACCUAUAAUUGAUAUUUGAAAAUUUGAAUCUAACAGUUUUUGUUCCACUAAAAGUAGUAUCAAUAUUAAUAUUGAUAUUUAGUCUUAUUGUAUUACACUUUAUUAAAAGUGGAAUAUAUACAUAUUUGAUAGUAUAGAUAUGUUAUAUUAUUUAUUCAACAAGUAUUUGAAUGCUUAUUCUGUUGUCCGUAUUUAGCUUUUAAAAUCCUUUAGGAAAGAAUACAUAAACAUGUUCAAUCUUGGUAUUUUAAUAAUGCCAAAUUUGACCACUUACACUUUUUAUCUACCUGUUUAAAAUAUUUGUCCCUGCUUUUCUGAUUACUUACCACUAGAAUUGGCCUGGUUUCUUAUAUUGUCGUUUGGGUUUGUGAUACUCCAGAAAUACUGGAACCUAGCAAAGAGAAUGUUAGUAAUGACUUACAGUGAUGCUUACUAUGUAACAGACAUUUUUCUAAAUUAUAGUUAUAUAUUUUAAUUCAUUUAGUCCUAUUAACAUUUACAACUUAAAACACUUUCAAAUUUGUUUUUCCUUUGCUAUGUCAAAAUUAAUGAAAUCUGGAAGUUUCUUCACUCUUGUCAUGUUGCUGAUAAAUAUAAAUAAAUUUUCUUCAUAAAAUAGUCUUCAUUCCUGGUUACCAAAUGCAAUUGGAAGUGUGAGUUAUUGUGAAAAAUCUGCAGCAUUCUUUGCUGUCUUGAAGAAUGAGCACAAUCAAGUUGUGUGCCAUAAUAAAAAUGAAAAUUAAAAUGUUUUACUGUUUCCAUCGGAUUAAUCACUGGAACCAAAUCCUCCAUUCCAGUCCCUUUCUUUGUUU